Messenger RNA from Salvelinus sp. IW2-2015, 1209 nucleotides. RefSeq names its product high mobility group nucleosome-binding domain-containing protein 5. NCBI's taxonomy places the organism in Eukaryota, Metazoa, Chordata, Actinopteri, Salmoniformes, Salmonidae. The record is from RefSeq and is a predicted model, not a curated record.
CCACAUUAUAUCCCCCUCCUGCUCUAUUUCUUACAUGCCCUUCUUUAAAAAAAAAAGUUCCACCACUGACACGCCUGUGAGUUCUUGCUUCCUCUCUGGGUGUCUGUUUUUUCAAAACUCCUAAAGCAUGUUCAUUUAAAGCAAGACAUUGGUAGCCAAAAGGUUGGUGGAUCGAAUCCCCGAGCUGACAAGAUCCAGUAAUACAUCUAUGUAUGGAUCAGCUGCAGUUGAAAGAAAAGAACACCCUCAAUUUCCAGUAAACUAGAUCUCCUUCACGGCAGAGUUUGGCCUUGGAUUCCUUCAACUUUUCGGAUAACUAUUUGAAGAGGCAUGAACAACGUAUAUGACAAAACCACAUCCACCAGAAAAGUAUUGAUCGCCUUCUUCAUCCUGGUCUUCCUUGUUUGCCUCCUGAUCUCCCUGUACAUGUGGCUGAACCGCAAGACUAAUGGCCAGUACACAGUCCGCCAACUGGUCUAUGGGCAGGAUGGGGCCAGGGACCGGAUCAUGGGUGGGGUCAGAGUCCUGGAAGUGCGGCUUGGGCGCCGGCUGUGGCCUCUCGGCGCGGAUGAGGAGGCCAUAAGAGAGGAGGAACACAAAAAUGAAGAGAGGGAUGUGGAGAGAGGGAGCGAGGGAAGGGAAAGUGAGGGGGAGGAGGAGGAGGAGGGCGAUGAGAGGGAAGACGGAGGGGAUGACUCGUCGGACGACUACUCCAGCAUGGAGGGCUGUGACCUGAGGGAGAGAGCAAAGCUCACAGGCGAGAAGGAAGAGAUAAGAGAGUGUGAGGAGAAGAGAGAGGAGAAUAUGGAGGAAAAGGGGGAAAGCAAAGAGGAUGGAGAGAGUGAUGAGGGAGCAGUGGGAGGAGAAAAAAGUGGAGGAGGAGGUUUGCUGAUAGACCUGCAUCAGUUCUCUGGUAGUGCCAUCUGGUCUGAAGAUAGGAGUGAGGGAGGCAGAGACAAGGAUGAUGUGACUGCAUUGUGAGGGAAGGAUCAGCGAGGGAAAAUAGUUCCAUAUUUCAUCUUUGUACAGCAAUAGCGCUUGACAGUAGGUUUUGUCGUCAUUAUCAUCAUAAUUGUAAAUUGUAAACCUUACAAACCAGUGUUACAACCAGAUUACAACAAUCAGAGCAAAGAGCAACAGAGACAAAAGUGUGAAAGAAUAAAUUAGAGUGAAUAAAGGGAUUGACAAGAGCAACAAUUGCAGAAUGAA